UUGGGGAUCAGCUAGUGAUCCUGCAUCCGGGAGACGAGGUUGCCAUCAUCCCCCCGAUUAGUGGAGGAUAGCUCUGGGAAGACGUUCCCAAAGAAAUCAUGAGUGAAAGUGAGGAUGAGCCCAAGGACUUGAUAAAAUUGCACUAUGAGAAGCUCUCGGCUGAUGAAGUAUCAACACUGGUGAUUUCUCCCUCCUGUGGAGCUGUGUCUUUGUUUAUAGGCACUACCAGGGAUAACUUUGAGGGGAGAAAAGUCAUUCAAUUAGAAUAUGAAGCAUACACACCCAUGGCAGAAGCGGAAAUCAAGAAAAUUUGCACAGAGAUUAGAUUAAAAUGGCCCUCUGUGAAACAUAUAGGAAUACAUCAUAGACUUGGUUCGGUUCCCAUUAGUGAGGCAAGUGUGAUGGUAGCAAUCUCUUCCCCUCACAGAGCAGAUUCUCUUGAGGCUGUGCAAUAUGGCAUCAAUGCUUUGAAAGCAACUGUCCCUAUAUGGAAAAAGGAGGUCUAUGAAGAGGAAUCUUCUUGGAAAGAAAACAAGGAAUGCUUUUGGGCCAAGACAUAAAAAUAAAACUCUGCCAACAGGUUCAUUGGAACUACCUAGCUGUGUUUAAAUCAUAUAGAAGACAUAUUUUCCAGCUAAGCUUGUUAACAAAUACAUGAAGGAUUUGCAUUGCACAGCUCUGUUUAGUUCAGUGGGUUACCCAGCGGUUAGAUUUCUCUCGCCAAGUGCGGAAACUGUCCAAAAACUGAAAUGGACUCCAAGAUAAGAUUUCUACAGAUUUUUGAACCCCCGUUCUCCAAAUUAUGAAAGUUGAGCUAAAACCAUCCUUUCAUAUCUGCUACCUAUUUAACUGUGAAGACUCUAGAGAAAUUUUCUUUGCUUUAGACUGAAUUUGUUAUAUUUGAAAUUUUCAGUUAUAUUUGCCUUUUGAAGCAAGGCCAUGUUACGAAUUACAUGAGAGUGGUUGCACCUGGACACUUUGAUAAACUAUUGUGUAUCAUGGUGGUAAUUAGGUUAGCCUCUCUCUGUGCUCAUGUGCCCCCUUGUCUCCCAGCCAAGGUAGAGAUGAGAAGCUUCUGUUCCAUAUUAGCAUACAUCUGGACUCUAAACUGCUUAUUCUAAACACAGUCAGACCUAUAAUUCUAUAUGACUGAAAAUACACUAAUGGUUGUAGAAUAUUUUUUUAUGCUAGUAAAUUGAAAGUUUUUGUUUCUUCUGGAGGCUAAGGUAUAUAUAAUUUUACCAUCCCUAAGGAGUUGUUCACUUUAGUAAAUAAAUCUUCUUUCAAACCUGCCCAUUACUUUGUUCUGAGUAACAAUGGGAUGUCCUCAAUAAUAUUAAUCUAAAGCUUUGAUCUAGCAUUCUGCUGGAUUACCAGAGCAAAUCAUAGGCCUGGAUAAAGGCUGUAGUUGGACUGAAGCUGAGCAUUUGCACAAAACCAGCCCCUGGCACUGCACAAUGAUUACCCCCGGCAAAGUUAUUUCUGCCAUUCUGCUAGUGGUGGUGGGCUUUGACAGGCAGUGAAUGGAGCUUCUGGGGUCUCCAUUCUAUGAUACGCUGAGUACAAGCAAGUGGACACUGUAAGGUGGGUUUGGUUCCCUUUCCAUGUACAGGGUAACAUGCACCUAUGAUAGUGUCAGCCACUUGUAACUCUAGAGGUGGUGUAGUUCAAAAGAUUUAGGUUGAAAUUCUCAAAUAGCUAAUGAGCAAAUAGUUUUGAAAAAUGCUGUCUUGUACAGAAUCAGCUAAAGUGCCUUUUGGUAGUCUCUGAAGGUACUACUUAUAUAAUCAUGUAUUCAGAUUUUGAUUAUUGGUUUCAAACAUAAGACUAUCAAGAGUUAUGGGUAAAUUUAUAUUGCUAAAAUGAUCUAAAAACACUGAAUUUUUACAUUUUUGUUUACAUUUGCUGUUUAUGUUCAAUCCAUCCCUUUAUUCUGGCAAUAUAGAACCUUUAGGAGUCAAUAAAGCCCCAUUUGCGUACAAAGGCUGGAAUGGAUGCACAAAACAUUUUAUGCAUCUGUGUAUAAUGCAUACAACCAGCUUACUGAUAGCGCAGUCCUGUACAUAACUACUCAGAAGAAAGUCCUAUUGAGUUCAAUGGAUUUUACUCCUAGCUGAGGGUAUAAAGCUUAGUCAAUUGCAUUCAAGCUGAUAAAAUAAUAAGGUUCGAAUGCCUGUCAUAGACUUAUAGGUUUCCUUAGUUGGGAGAUUUGUAUGUUUUACUGAAGGUUAACAAUGAAUAAUCCCAGGUAAAACGAGAAAGAUGCAAUAUCUAUUUUAAACUAUAUUUUUUUCAGUGAUAGACUGGAUCACAUUAAAACAAUAGUAAGUAGAAAAAUUCUCAAAAUAGACAAGCUUUGGAUACGCAAAUGGGAAGGGUUUCAAGAUCCACAUCAGGGCAAAACUGAAUUACAGGUGAACCUAAUCAUGGGAACAUAUAUUGUGAAUCUUCCUGUAACAUGUCUCAUUUGUAAUGCCCGUCUGAAAAACAGAAUUUGAUCCUGUACUGGGAAUGGCCAGUAGAUGGCAGUGGAGAAACUGUCAUGGAAACAAUAUAUAUGUAUGUUACACUUUCUAGGUUUACUAAAGAAAAGGAAAGCAGAUUUUAUGGGUUCCACCGUAAUCUGUAAAAUGAUACUUGUUUUCAUCAUAACUAAAACAAAUAGUAUAUUUUCUUGAUGUUGGGAGGACAGCUGAUCAGCUUUAAAAGUUAAUAAACAUGUUUUGUGUAUUUAACUGCAUAUCUCCCCUCAGAACACACAUAUCUCUUAAAAUAGAGAACAUGGGAGGUUGCCUUAUACAGAGCAGCCCAGUGACGUCUACAAUGACAGGGGUCUUUCCUGGCUCUACCUGGAGAUCUGGGAUAUUGAACCUGAGAGCUUGAGCAGGCAAAGUGUGGGUUCCAUCUCCCUGAGCUCCACUCCCAGCACAAUGAAGAUAAACUAACCAACCCCAGGCAGAUGAAAUAAGAGUACAGUGUUUUUCCACAUUUAGUCCACACCAGGUAUAUUUCAAUUUUUUACUCGAGGCAAAACAGUCUUUAUUUAGCACAGUACAUCAGUUCUUCUGAGAUUCUGGAGCAAAAGUGCAAAAUGUACACACAUGAAGGCAAACUAUUGCACCUGAAUGUAUUGUAUAAAAAAAGAGAACAUUCUAUACAUUAUAUUUAAAAGGUAGUGCAAAUGUACACUCAGUGUGAGGGAGGACACACUCAAACAUCUCCACGAAUCCCACAUGCAGAGAGCUCAGCUCAUGUCAGCACCAGCUUUACGAUUACUUGACUAAGACUGGAGAGGGCCUUUCCCCCCCUGUACAAAUUAAACAUCCCCAAUACAACCUUUAUGAAAAUUCUCCAGAGCUCCCUUGUAUUUCAGUUGGUAUUGACAAAAUAGAAUGUAUUUCAUAGAGAUAGGCCUGCUUGCAGCUUGGAAAACAUGCAUUUUCAAAUGUUACAGGCUUACAACACAAUCCUUACGCAUGUUUUAUUCAGAAGUCAAGUCCCAUUGUAUAUAGUGAAACCUGACUCCACUGGACUUGGGGGGGGGGGAAAUUGGCUUUAUUUCAGUGUGUGAAAUAAACUAUAUCUUUUUCAAUGAUAAAUAGUAGGAGAAAUAGAUCUGUAGAAACCUAUCUUUAGAAAAGCUAGUCUUUGCUUGGAUGCCAAAGAUACAGUAAUCCAAAUGAUCAGACUUAUUUCUAAGAAAUAUUAUGUUGCACACUAGUUUGAAUUUUUUUUUGGUCUUCCUAUAGGGCUAGUGCAGUUGUAUGCUAAUUUUGUCAUUAAAUAAGGUUAAAGAAUCCCGGGUUGGAACGUGCCCAGGGUUCUAUGUGUAAGGAUGGUCAAAUAGGACUAACCAUGGUAAAGGAAGGUUGGAGAAAUUGCUUGUGUGAGAGGAGGAGGAGCUCUAUGAGAGGGAGUCAAUCAUGCAACCCAUUUCUACUCCCUUAACCCUAGUUAACAGUUGAGUGAUGUUCGCCUCUGCAACAUCCCUUAAGUCAAUGGUACUGAUUCUGUUGUGACUAUGUUGCUUUAAAUGCUAUUAAAACAAUGCCUUGCUGAAUGUUGUAGUAUCAAAACACAUUUUAAAUACAUUUUUUAAAAGCCCUGCACGUUAUAAACCUAUAUAUUUACAUUAGAUUUGCAGGAUUGCAGAUUUGUGCCAGUUGAAAAGUGCAAUAAAAUUACUAUUGAUGACGGAAACUAAAUUGAUUAUAUGCAAAAAUGGCAAAUAGGCCUAUGUAUAUGUACUCAAAUUGAAAAACAACUUGCAGAGUAAGUAUACAUAGGCUUAUAUGCAAUGUGUACUUAAUCAAUCUAGUCUGGUUUUUAAAUGUUGAGUGUUCAUGUGAUGUAUUGUCUUUGUUUUUAUAGCCCCUGAAGAAGCCCUUAAACAAUAAUUAGCUGAACAGUGUGGAGCUGUUUUGAAAAUAAAGUUCACAUUUUUUUCAGCAUCCUUUGUUUUAAGGUUCAUUUUGGAUGCUCUCCAGUUUUUGUAUUUUUUGCUUUCUCCUUGACAACAGAGCUCCACUAUCAAAUCAAGGGACAACACAAGGUCCUCCAGGUCCUGGCUUUCCUUCUGGUCAUAUCGGGAGGGGUGGGUAUAGGUUUCCUGUUGCCCUAAAUAGACAAUGCCAAGAUGUGCAAAUCCCAGAACUGUGGCAGAGUGCAGGAGGCUUCCCACAGCAGUGAAUUGAACUACAUGAUGAAAAAUACACUGUCUGAGCUGUAGCCAGGAUACAGAAAGCCACCCAUCUAGCUCAAGCACCAAGUGGGCUUGUAUACCCCUAUCUCUGGAAGGGCAUUUUUAUCAUAUAAAUCACAAGCUGACCUUUAUAAACCAGCAAAAACUUCAAAUAGCAGAUUUUACAAGACCAAGAGCUGAAAGCAAUGCCCAGUUUGCACAUAACGCUAAUCCAAAUCAUGAAACAGCAUGAAUAAGCAAACAUGCGGAUUCUCAAACUGAAGAUCAUAGCUGCUGCACUCCUCUGGUCCUGCUGCUGUUGUGCUACAAGGGGCUAAGCUGAGGUUUCAGGUAAGCAUUAUGUCUGAACCUGGGCUCAUGGUUUGUCUGCCCCAAGCUAUAAACCAUAAGCCAUAAAACACCUGUUGGUUACAGCUGGUGGCUUGGAGUGAGACAAACCACAAGCCUGAGUUUGGAGAUAAAACUAAGUCAUAGCAUGGUUGGGCACUAAGUAGCAUGGCAGCAGCAGGACUGAGAUAGGACAGUGACCAUGAUCUUCGCUCUGGAAACCUGCUUGUUCAUGCUAAGCUAUGGUUUGGCUUACUGUUAUAUGUGAACAAGUCAAAGUGCUGCUGCACCACAUGUAGGUCUUUUGUAUACAUCAGGGAAACCAAAAAUUAAAUGCAAUUUGUGUCAAUGUUUAAUGAAGACACACUAUCCUGUCUGUCAAUGACAUAAAUCAUAGUAUUUCUGGCACAGUUCAGUACUACUGCCUCUGGUCCUGCUAUUUCAGAAUACCCAAUAUUUUAAAUCCCUGUAAACAAAACCCCAAACUGGCCAGCAGUUAUUGCUAAAAUAAAAUAGUACCUGUAAAAGAUUUCAAUCUCUCUAUAUAAAAAACACAUUUUCAUUGAAAAAGAGGAAAACAUUACAACAAUCUGUAAAGCACUCAACGUUGUUGAACCAGUGUGAUUGCAAGCAGUGUUUGUGGCUCAGAAGUUUUGUGCACACAGUAUUGUUACUGCUAUAUUCAUUCUCUGUCCUUAGUGAGUUCUGUAAUUUCAUCCACAUCUUCCAUGUCCCUUGCCAUUUUCUCAUAUUUUCUUUUGAAGAAACCGAGCUGUAAUACAUUUUUCAGAAGUUUUAAAAUAAAUACCAAAUUAUUAUUAUUAUUAUUAUAUAUAUCCCACCCUUCCUCCCAGUAGGAGCCCAAUGUAUCUAUGGCUAUGAUCUGCCUCCAUAGUCUGAAGCAAUAUGCUUCCAAGUACCAGCUGCUCAAAACUGCACGAGGGGAGAGUGCUCCUGCUUGCAGGCUUCCCAUGGCCAUCUGGUUGGCCACUAUGUGAACAGGAUGCACGACUAGGCUUGACCAGGCUGUUCUUAUAUUUAUUUAAAAUAUUUAUGUACCGUAUAUUCCGGCGUAUAAGACGACUUUUUAACCCUGGAAAUCUUCUCCAAAGUCGGGGGUCGUCUUAUACGCCGGGUGUCAUCUUAUUAGGGUUGCCAUAUUGCCCGGAUAGCCGAGUUUUACCCGGAUUCUAAGCAUGCCACCCGGCGCCCGGCUAACCCCUUAGGUGGCCCGGAUUCUCAGCUUUCAUUAAAAAAAAAAAGUUUCUAGGUGGUGCGGUUCUCGAGAUAUAUAUAAAAAUGUCAGGCACCCCCCACCGGUUAAUUUUUUUUUAAAACUACUGUAUAGCACUUCGUAGCUUUAACCCCGCCCGUUCAGGAUUUCAGCCAAUCAGUGAAGUGUUUGUUUGGUGGCAGUGUCUGCAAAACCUCAUUCGAGGCCAGAAAAUGGUGGUUUCCCCUCCUGUUUAUCUGAAAAUCUCAUAAAUUGGGUAGGUAUAUACAUUUCAGUUUUUCCCCCUGUUGUGUGUAGGAGUCAGAUCCUGGGCAGUGUUUUGAAAACCUUCCCAAUAGUUGCUUUUGGGGGUAAAAACAGUGCUAAUCCCAUAUGUCCAGAGUAAAUCCUAUUGAAUUCAGUAGGAAUUACUUUUGAGUAGACAUGAUUAUGAAUGUGCUGAAAAUCAAUGGGACUUUGGAGUGAAUGUAAAAAAGAAUUGUGUUUGUGUUCUCUUUCUGCCCCCCCCCCCAGUCCUAUUUUAAAGCAAGUAGGCAGGGCUUACUUAGGUAUUGCAGUUUUUAUUCUGUAGGAAACUAAUACUGAUUUUUUUAAAACUAAUACUGAUUUUUCUGCAAUGACCAACUGGUCUGACAAUAAACUGUUAUAUGGGCUGUAUGUAUUUAUACAUCUGCAGUGUGUGCAUGUGCGUGUAUGGAGUCUUAUGAUUCAGAAUUUUGGGUUGUGUGAAUGAAGUUGCUUAUCACUUGAGGUUGCAUUUCUGUCCCUGUUUGAGUAAGCCCCACUGAAUACACUGGGACUUGCUUCUGAAUAAAUAAACCUAGGAUUGCACUAUAAAUAUCUUUACAGUUUGUGUAAAUAAUAAAUAUAUUUGAUAGUUAUGCUUAUAUAAAUAUUUCUUCAUUUAUCAUAUUUUUGGUUUUUGGUUAGGAAUCCUGACUGGUUGUGAGAUGCUUAGUUUUUUGCCUUAUAGGAAUCUUGUUGUGGUUGGUAUGGUAUUACAUUUAGGAAAGUGUUACUGCCUUCUGUAUUUUUUUUUCCUAUUUGCAUUUCACUUAUCUUUAACCUCACUCCGUUACAGCCAUAGAAGCAACAGCAGCAUAUGCAAGAUAAUUAACUCCCAUUAGUGAUAAGAACAAGAAUUUAUAAUUAUUAUUUCAAUUAAAACAAGAGGCUUAUCAAUACUUUGAAGAGGACCAGAUAUUUAUUUUCUUUCUGAGCCCAGGACUGGGUCUUUCAUGAUGCCCGGUGUGUGUGUGUGGGGGGGGGGAGCAGGAGAGUAGUCGAUAAGACAGACAUCCUGGCAUUGAUAAUCGAAUUAGCAAGGUAUGUGUGGGGUUAUUGUACACUUCCAGGCUCAGUUUCAUUUUGAGUAUGGAGGUGGAACCUGUGUAGAUGUGGUUAUCAAAGGGAGAAGAAAUUUUGAGUUAAGCAAAGCUCUGCUUUUAUAAAACCUAAGAAACAUACAGUACUUUGAAUGUCUGAGUGCCUGCACCAGUGGAAUACUAGAGGAACUUGUAAAACUUGCUGCAACAGUAUUUAGAACUGAGCAUGUGGUGUGAAAGACUCCUUUUCCUAACAUUUUGGCUUGUUUUUCUCUGAUUGUGUAUUUUUAUUGUUUUUACUAUAUUUGUAAGCUGUGCUGAGCUCUUUUUAACAGCAAAAGGGCAGGAUAUAAAUUCUCUUAAUCAAUCAAUAAAUACUCCAUAGUGUUGGAAACUAGAGUCUAGGCAUUUAAUGUUGCUUUUAAAAAAAAGAUUUCUCACAUUUUCCCCCAGUUUUUGGUGGUAAUUCCUAGGCACAAAAACGAAACAACUGGACAAUCCAAAUAUUAAUAUUUAUAAGUUUAUAAGUGACAGUUUUCCUGCUAAGUACCUGCAUGUCAUAAGCAGGGGUAGUCUUAUACGGCGAGUAUAUCUCUAUAUUUUAACUGGAAAAGUUGGGGGUCGUCUUAUACGCCCAGUCGUCUUAUACGCCGGAAUAUACGGUAUAUAUGAUUGCUACUUGAGACUAGUUCAUGCAUUUAAUUUUUACAGCCACUGAAGUUCUGGCAUAUGCACACAUAGGCUGCAUUGGAUUCAAUACUAAAUUUUGGUUUAGCAUUACGUGCAAGAGCCUCAGGCUAGUGCACUCCCUCUGGCAUGGCUACGAGGAGAAUGGAGACUUUUGCUUUCAACUUAUUGUGGUUUCUGAUUAUAUUCGAACACACAUAGCUAUUGUUUAUUGAAACAAGCUAACCUUAAACUCAGGUUUCUGACCUUUGCUUCUUUCCCUAAAUCAUGUGGGGCCUAAAUCAUUGUUAAGAUUAACCACAGUUUUGGGAUCUCACAUAACAAACCAUGAAAAUGGAGGCUUCAUGCACAUAACACUAAACCAUAGUUCAUAAUUAUGUCCAAACCCAGUCAUAGUGUGUGUGAAUUCAAGAUAUGCAAGGCUGAUUUCUCAGUAUUCUCUGGAAGUUUUCAAAAGUGAUUUUUAAGCACACUGCUAUGAUGGGAACUACUGGAUUAUAUUGAGCAUGAACCACAAAGUGAGAUACCUAUGUGGCAGUUACCACACAUGCUAUAUGAGGAACAUGGCUCCAUUAUUAUCAGAUGUCUUUGUAUGAUAGUAGUUAAAACGGUCUUUGAGGUUCAUAUCCCAAAUCCCAUGUUUGUAUUAUAUUUCUUAAUAUUCCAUAACUAUUUAAAAGUACUUUCCAAAGGACUAUCAACAUGGCAGUUAAAAGAAGGGAAUGCCUCAAGUGUUUCAGUAUUAGGCAUAUUUGUUUUGAAUUUAACUCUUGGUUUUGUAGCACAAGUAGACUUUUAGUAAUUGGAUAAAAAGUGCACAUACUAGCUUGUAUGGAAGCUUUUAUAAACCGUCUUGAGGGCCUUUGGCUGAAAGGCAGGGUAUAAAUAAACAUUAACAUAACUAUCACAUGAAAGGCACAUUGAGUCAAAAUAGAGUCAUGCUAUGGAGUGUGGAAUGUUUAUUUUACAUGUUUAAAAGGGAUAAAAGGGUUUUCAUUGUCUGUUUGGGGGAAAAAACCUCAUUUAACCGAAAACAAAAAAGUUUUAAAUACCAACAUAUUUAUUAUGGCAUAAGCUUCUGUGGAUUGCAGUCCACAAAAUUUUAUCCUAUAGUAAAUGAAUUUCCUUCCUACUGACUGCAGUGGUGGGGGGAAUUGACUAAAACAGGCAGGCCCAGCAUGAGAGGGUAGCUAGUCUGGGCACUGGCCGAGGGCCACUGAGGCUGGGAACAUGGAGCUCCUGCUCCACAAUCUCCGCCAGCACCGGGUCAUGGGGCAUGCAUGACUGGAUGGUGGCACGUAUCACAAGUGGGAGCUCCACUCUCCCAGGCAAAACACACACACACCACACACAGCGCCAGCCAGCCUGUACUUAAAUAGCCCAGUCAUACCACCUCUUGCACUGUUGCAUCAGAAUGCUGCAUGUGCAUACCUGCCAUCACCCAAGAUGGCAGGCAUGUGCACUGCCACAGCGGAGCAGGAGCUAGUGCGCCUGGGUGUGUUCAAACACAUGCCCGCAGGAGGAACCAGGGGCCCACUGUGGUCUGGUGCCAGCCCUGGAGCCAGCUCCAGAGCUGGCAUACUUUUGCAGCUAGUUUUUUUGGAGUGGGGUAGGGGGGGUGUCUCUGGGGAACAGGAGGGCUUUGGAUUCCAUGGUUCUAACACUUCUCCUGAUUUGCCCCAACACAGCCCUGUUGCUAGAGGACUUUCUGCUCCUGCAACAAAGAGGCCUCUAGUGGUGAAUAUCUGUCUCUGACUGCAGAGAGGGGGUUCCAUAGCAUCCUGCAGCCAUUCAUCCUCUGGGGCAGCUUAGGAUUGCUCCCUAAAUAUUUACUUACUUUCCAUAAAGCAGCAACUAGAGCUAGCAGCAAGAGGAGACCCACUAGGACACUUCCUAUCACAACUCCAACUGGCACUUCUGCUUUCUCGUCAGGCUUUGUUAUUGUGACAGGAAUCUUAAAAGAAACAUUUGUAGUAGUUAGAAAACGUAAUACAAAUCAUAUAAAAGUAAAUUCUGUGUACGUUCUUUGGUCGCUAGUUGGAGAGCUGCAAGAGAGUUAUUGUAGUCUCAUAGAGCUCAGGAUUAAUUCUAGGAAUGAGUGAAUUAUCUCUCUACUGAACAUUCUGAUAUCCUUUUGGUCCUGCUCCAUAUGAAUUCGUAGAAUCAUAGAAUACAGGCAUACCCCGCUUUAACGUUUGCAAUGGGACCGGAGAGUAUACUUUAAGUGAAAAUCUACUUUAAGUGAAGCAAUUGUCUUCACUUGUACUGCACAAAAUCACCACUAGAUGGCAGCGGCAUCAUGCCAAUAAAAUGUACGUUAUUGCGACGUGCGUGAACAUUAAGUGGGGUAUGGGGACGUAUGGAGCAUGUACGUUAUAGCGAGGCAACGUUAAGUGGGGUAUGCCUGUAGUAGAGUUGGAAGGGGCCUACAAGGAUAUCAAGCCCAACCCUCUGCUCAAUGCAGGAAUCCAACUAAAGCAUACCCAACAGGUGGUUAUCCAGCUGCAUCUUGAACGUGCUUAGUGGUGGGAGAGCCCACUACCGCCCUAGGUAAUUGUGCUCCAAUGUUGUACUACUCUUAACAGUUGCAAAGUUUUUCCUGCUGUUCAGAUGAAAUCUGGUGUCCUGUAAGUUGAACCCAUUGUUCAGUGUCCUGCACUCUGGGAUGAUCAAGAAGAGAUCCUGGCCUUCCUCUGUGUGACAAUCUUUCAAGUACUUGAAGAGGGCUAUCAUAUCUCCCCUCACUCUUCUCAAGGCUAAACAUGCCCAGUUCUUUCAGCAAGAAUUUUGGAUUUCAGAAUGUUGGUAAUACAUUUUGCACUUGCACCUUCACAGUAAUAACUAAAAUACAAAAUCCUUCACUAUGCCCCGGUUUGCACGACAUGGUAAGCCAAACUAUGGCUUACUGGGAUUGCAUAUAUGUGCAGGUGCCUGGAGAGAAAUAGCUGCUUUACUCCUCACUGGUCCUUUCUACUCCUUUGCUGAACUGAGCCGAGCCAAAGUUUGGCUCAGCAUGUCAUCUGAACCUGGGUUCAUGGUUAAGCUCUCUCCUCACCAUGAGCUGAAUCCAAAGUUUGUUCUUUCUUGCAGUUUGCAGUUAUUGAGAGAUUAACCAUGAGCCCUGGUUCAGAUGACACACUAAGCCAUCCUUGGCUUAACUCAGCAUGGCAGUAUAAAGGCCCAGGAAUGAGCAUAGUGGUGGUGAACUUUUGCAUGGUCCUGUUGAACCCUUUAAACACCAAAAACAAAACAAAAAUAUUUUGGGCAUUUCAAAUUAUUUACAAUUAUCUCAUUUAUCAUUUUUAUUUUCCUUUUGAAUUUCUGCAAAACUUUGGAAAAGCACCUCUAGAGCAAUAACGUAUUCCAACAUCAAACAAGGGUGAAAUUUGGACAAAGGCAGAUUUCGGAAGCAUCCCUAAAUUAACAUAUUGCCUUGAACUGAGAAAUCCCAGGAUCCAUAUUUGCCUUUGCUUAUUUGUAGAAACAAAGGAAUAAUGGAAGACCAUAGAAUUCUGCAGGACUUACUCAGAUUUUAUUGCUGAACUAUUGCAGGGGGUCAGUGGGUGAUCAUUGAUUUUAUUGCUAAAUUGUUUUGUUCAUUAUGUUUUGUUUUUUUCACUGAAUGUCACAUAGAUGAUACCUCAUUAUGCAGCUAUUAAAUAAAAUAAAAAUACUUCCAUACAUUUUGUAGACACAGCUAUGACACCCACAGGUUGGAAAACCGGAAGUUGGUAUUGGAAGUAGUGUUUAAGUAUUUGCCACUUUUUCCUCUCCCCAAAUACUAAGACGUUAAUUGAGGAACUGGCAGCCUUUUCAUUAAGUGGUUAUAAAUACAGAUGAUCUUGUUGGCUUCAAAAGAUAUUUAGAGUUUUCAAAGAUCUAUGGGAAUUUAAGUUUAGCUUUGAAAAUCUGGAAGGACAUUUUACAUAUUUUUCACUUAAAAAGGGAAAAGUUACUAUUAAAUUGCCGGAUGCAAUUUAAUCUCAUGACUUCUGGCAACUAGUAUUACUAGCAGUUUUUUUUUUAAUUAUUAUUCUGCUGGUUUGGGUGUGGACACAUCUAUACAUUUCAAUGUGGGCUUCUUCCACGUACUUUGAAACAAAAUGGCCACACCCAUAAUGAUUUUUGCAGGUAGAAGCAUUCAGUAUUGCAGUCUCCAAAUAAUAGCCUCUUUCAAUUGUGGAGAAAAACCAAAACAAUUUCCUUUACUUGAUUUGUGUAUCAAGGCUUCUCACACAGCAAUUAAAUCACAUAAAGUUGCAUUUGACUAAUUUUUUUGAAAAAAUAUUUUAAAAGGUUCCUGUUCCAUCUUUCAGAAAAAUCUUCUGAAGUGGCGUACAAUUUUUUUUAAAAAAUUAAACAUUAAAAAGCAUAGAACAAUAAAAUGGCAAUAAAAGCAGCCAAACAGCAUUAAUACACUCAUCUAGCCAUUACAAGAUUGGGAGAACAGAAUUUUCUUCACAUGGUGCUGAAAAGCUAGUAAAACAAGCACCAGCUGAGUAUCUCUGGGGAUGGUAUUACAUACCUGGGGUGCCACCAACAAAAAGUCUCUAUUUCUGUUUGCCAUGAAACUCUGCUCUGAAGGCAACAGCAGUUGAAGUGAGGCCUUGGCAGAGAUCUAAAAGAGUGGGCAAGCUCAAAUGGAAGCAUAAGAUUGUACAGAAUAGGGGUUGGGAACAUAUUUCAGCCCAAGGGCUGCAUUCCCUUCUGAGGGCCACAUGCCGGCGGUGGGUAGGGCCAAAGUAGCCAGAUCAAUGAGUGUAAAGUUUAUCUUUGCAGAGUAGGCAAUCUUCUACAGCCUCGCACCCUUCUCCAUCCAGGCAAGCAAAAGGCAUUAUUAAGAGUUCUAGGCAUGCAAAAACACUCAAGGAGGGUGCAAAAGCAGGGCUGGUAAGGGGUAUGGCCUAAGGAAAAAGGUGUGUGGCUGGGGGGUGGGGUGGCCUGCAGAGACUCCCAAGAGUGAGUAAGCGGGCGAGGCCUGAAGGGAAGCAAACCUCUCUGAAGACUGGAUGGUGGGUCAGCUCUGUUUAUAGAGGUUUCCGUUGGCCGUUGUUGGAAAGAGAAUGCUCAGACAGACAGACUAUUGGUUUGAUCCAGAAAGACUCUUAUGAACAAUCCUCCAUUUAAUACGUAGGCCAGCAUGAAUGGCUCACAAUCACCAUUAUACUUCUAAAAAAUGAAGAAGUCUCCACGAAUUCCAGUUUCCCCAAGGGUGGGGAGGUGGCCGUUCAAAGCAGCAGCCUAUACAAAGCAAAAUAAUUGUUUUUUUUGCUUUCCAUAGAGGUUGCAUCAUCACAUUUAUAUCCCACCUUUCCUCUAAGGAGCUGAAGACGGUAUACAAACACAGUCCUCCCUCUCCUGAUUUUGUCCCCAGGGAAAUGGGACUCAUCUGGCAACGGCACCUCCCUGUAGGGGGUGGGAUUUUACCUUCCUGCAGCUUUUUAUUAGGGUGGCUCUUGAAAGCAGCUCCCAAUGCAAAACAAUGGGGAAAUAUCUCCAUUGCUUUUCAUAGGUACUGCCAUGGAGGGCUUUCCCUGGGGAAACUGGGACAUGGAGGCAAAAGCCUGUCCUCUGUGGCAGACCAAUGGGGCAAAAGGUUCUCCCGGAGAGGAUGGACUGUUGCCCCCACUAGCAGUUUUGAUCACGUUUCCAAGGAAUGAGCCUGUCAUGGCCCCGUCAGAGGACUCCUCAGAUGAGGACGACUCGGGAGUAACAGCAGCAGACCCAGGACCAGCAGGAGACACGGAGGAGCCUCCUGAGAAUCCAGCUCCUUCUGCCCCUCAGCUGCAGAGCACCCCAGGGACAGCAGAGGCCCUGCAGCCAGACACAGACAGUGAACAGGAUACUCCCCCCUCACCUGCAGAACGUAGACAGCAGAAGGUCAGGCAGAAGAGAGGCAUGUCUGUCUCCUUAAGGCCCAAACGCUGAGGGCUCACACCUGCUGUCCAUCCUGCUCUUUAUAAGGCACACCUUGGCUGCAGCUUGUUGCUGACUGCAACGUCAGGCGUGGCUUUGUGUAGACCUAGUUUCCCUGCAGCAUCUCUUUGACUGACCCCUUGGCAAUUGAUCCCGGACCUCCACUGACCUCGCUUCGGGACUUCUGACUCGGCAAGUACGCUUCGGAUAGGCCUGGCAGAUUUACAACCCGACUGCUGGCUAAGGACUUUCCUUCCCUGCCAAAGACCCAGGAAUUUCCAGCCCCCCCCGGCACUGCUGAUGCAGUGUAGAGCUGACAGAGCCAUUUGCAACUGCACAAUUGUUAUUAGGCUCUUUUAGGUCCAGGGAAGACUUUGAGGAGUGGGCACACUACCCCCUCCAUACUACCCCUACAGGUGAUCUCCCUCAUGUAAUUAUUUAUUAUUAUUUCUUAGAUUUAUAUCCCACCCUUCCUUCCAGUAGGAGCCCAAGGUGGCAAACCAAAGCAAUAAAACACUUGGAAACAUCAUAAAAACAGAUUUUAAAAUAUAUUAAAAUAAAACAUCUUUAAAAACAUUUUUAAAAACUUUUAAAAAUCUUUUUAAUAAAGGCUUAAAAACAUAUUAAAAAGCAAUUCCAACACAGACACAGACUGGGAUAAGGUCUCUACUUAAAAGGCUUGUUGAAAGAGGAAUGUAAUGAAGCAUUGACCCCCGUGGUUGCUCCCAUCCAAUAAUGAAUAGGGAUCAAGAGGGCAUGUAAUUGCUCCCAGUGUCUUGUCCACAUCAUCGUCACAAAAGCUGAAAGUGAUCCCCUAGAACCAAUUGUGUCCCUCUGUUCAUGAAAGACUUUGAUUCAGCAGAGGCUUCUGUGAAUAGAACUCGGAUGGAUGGGGGGGAGAGUCAAUUUUCACUGAUUUGCCCCUCUGGAGUCCCUGUGCCCCCUCCCCAUUUGCUCCAGAGAGUUGGGGGACGCUUGGGAACUGCGUGGGAAUUGGUGUGGUGGAGACCUGAAGGAGAAAAGAGGAAUUUGCAAAAAUUGCUUCCUUUCUCCUUCCGUUCAUGAAAACCAUCACUGGAACAAAGUCUUCUUAGAGUCAAAACUGGAUACAAUGUACAAGCCCUUCUCUGAAAUACACAUACCCUAUCAGAUGUUCAUUUCCAUUUUACAUCAAGUAGUUGAAUAGCAGGCUCACCUUGUCAUCCCCAAAAUAUUAUAUUCCUAAACCUUUCACAGAGGAGAGCCUCCCCUGCAGAUUUGGAAUGGGGAGGCAUCUAUGGAAGUGAGCCCUUCCCCAUAAGGAGACCUUGCCUUAGGUUGUCUCUCAGCAGUGGGAAUCACACUUCCAUCACCCAUUGUUGUUUUCUACUGAGCCAGGUAAUCUAAAAGAUAAAGGAGUCUUCUUUUCUGAAGGUUUGUAAGCGUCUAAUUUAUUAUAUAUAAAAAAUUUGUACCAACAUUUACCAGAUCCAUGAAACCAUUCAUUUUGGAAAAAACCAUUUUAAACAACACAGUUUUAUGAGUAGCUUUCAGUUUCCUUCUAGCAAAAAGUUGGCCAGAUGAAAUGCCAGAUAAAACUGUGAAGUUUCCAGUAUCUUUAAAACUCACAGGACAAUUUAUCAGGGUAACAUUUUUAUAAGCGGAAGACAGACUUUUUUUGUGGCAAGGCAUGUGUUUUGAAAUGAGCAUGAAAACAACAUAGUAACUUUUAGCGCAGCAACACUGAAGCAUGAAACUGUCACACUCACCGAUAAAGUAUUUCCUCCAGUCACAAAUAUAACUGAGUUGUGCGUAUCAACUUCUGCACUUGCAGAUAACUGUACUGUCUGGAAAGCUGACUGCAACAACAACAAAUAUAGCAUACAAUUAAUAACCAUAUGAUUUUCAUAAAGCAUAUGCAAUUAUAUAAGUCUUGGAGUCUAUUUAAAAAGAAAUCCUAUAGUGCUAGAGAAAAAGCAGGCAAACCCAUUUCCUGACUUUCAAACCUUUUUAUAAAGGGGUUGUAGUGCUAAUUGUUACAUCUCAAGGGGCUUAUUUUGAGAUCCUUGUUGAGUCCUUCAAGAAUUUAAGGCUGCAAUUCUAUACACACUUACUGGGGAACAAGUCCCAUUGAUCUCAAUUAGACUUCUCUAAAGUAGUAAUUGAACUGUAAAUCUGAUAUUAAAACUGCCCUUUCUUCCUUAUUCCGGAACAACCAACCCAAAGUCUGCAUGCCAGUCACUUUUUGCUUAUUUUAUGGAAGUAAUUUUGCAUAUUUACUCUGGUCUACAUGUGCAGGUGGUAUUUUAGGCAGUAGGCAAAGACCUUGAUCUCCCAAUCCUUUAAAGCAUAAUCAAUUGGGUUCUUAAGUUUUUAAUAGUAAGUUUUUGGAUUUUAUGUUGUGCUCUGUGUUCAUUGCAUGCAGCAUCGUUUCUGUUCCACUGUAGUUUGUCUUCCACCAAAAACUACACUAUUUGUCUUGCUGUCUGCUGUGGUAAAAUUCUGUAACUUACGUAAUUUACAUAAUUAACUAUGUAAAUUAUGUUGACAUUGCAUUAUUCAAUGCAAAGAAAAUGCAAUGCAAAUCAGGGAAAAUGUAAUUAAUUAUGUAUCAUUUGCAGAGUGAAAGCAAACAACAGAGAGUACCAAUCAUACUCACUUUGAUUCCAGUUCUGGACACAGAAUGAAUAAAUGAACAUUGGCAAUUUC
Messenger RNA from Rhineura floridana, 16879 nucleotides. RefSeq names its product molybdopterin synthase catalytic subunit-like. Gene Ontology annotation, molecular function: molybdopterin synthase activity. Lineage: Eukaryota; Metazoa; Chordata; Lepidosauria; Squamata; Rhineuridae. Gene Ontology annotation, biological process: Mo-molybdopterin cofactor biosynthetic process. The coding region runs from base 99 to 560 and encodes 153 amino acids. Gene Ontology annotation, cellular component: cytosol. The record is from RefSeq and is a predicted model, not a curated record. The transcript has 5 exons.